GCUUCCCCUUCCCCCCCCCCCCCCCCCCUCUUUCUCUCUCUCUACUCUCUCUCAGUUUUGCACAGUACAACCAACAGUUAAUAUUCAAUUUCGUUCCAAAUGUCGGGCAGAAAGGCGCCGAGACAACAACCGGCUUUGUUUUCUUGAGCAAUUCUAAAGUUCACCGCAAGAUUCUCCGUGAGAUUCCCACCACCCUUCGGUAUCCCAACACAAUCCAUGUCUUCGAGCUUCAGUCCCUCGCGGAGCCCCGGGAGCUCGCGGCUACAGCUGGGCGGUGUUGGCGGGGUCUCACGCCUUAGAUCCUCUUCGCUCAAGAAGCCGCCGGAGCCGCUACGACGAGCCGUAUCCGAUUGCCUGUCGUCGUCUUCUUCGUUUUCAUCUUCUGCCUCAUCGGCUUCUACCCCGCACCAUGGGGGUACCUCGGCUGUGCUUGUCUCCGAAGCUUCGAGAAAUCUCCGGGACUAUCUGGCUGCUCCUGCAACAACUGACCUGGCUUAUAAUGUAAUUUUAGAACAUACAAUUGCAGAGAGGGAGCGCAGUCCCGCUGUAGUCGCAAGGUGUGUAGCACUUUUAAAACGCCAUCUUCUACGAUACAAACCAAGUGAGGAGACACUACUGCAGAUAGAUCGGUUUUGUGUGAGCACAAUUGCUGAAUGUGAUACUUCUCCAAACCAAAGAUUGUUACCACGUUCACGAUCUUUAGACCAACAAGCAGGGGCAUCAGUAGCACCUUCAAAUACAUCUCCUUUGCCUGUAUCUAGUUUUGCUUCUGAAGCACUUGUGAAAUCAUUGAAUUAUGUGCGCUCCCUAGUGGCUAAACAUAUUCCAAAACGGUCUUUCCAACCAGCUGCUUUUGCUGGAGCGCCUUCUACAUCAAGACAACCGCUUCCAACAUUGUCAUCUCUGUUGAGUAAAUCCUUCAAUUCGCAAUUAAGCCCCGCCGCUGGUGGAGAAUAUUUAGAGAAGAAAGAUGCUACAGAUGUAUCUAUUGCAAACUUACCAAUCAUUGAAAACGUUGAUGAAUUGGUGGAUGAUGUAUACAUUGCACAUGACGUUUUGAAAUGGCGUUGGCUUGGGGAUCAUCAUUCAUCAUCUUUUCUAGCUGAAAGUGAUCGUGCUGUAAAUCCCCAAGGCAUGAGAAAAUGUAAUUUCCUAGAAGUUGGUGCGGCAUCAUUGCUUGUAGGAGAUAUGGAAGCUAAAAUAAAGGGCCAACCUUGGAAAUUUUUAGGAACUGCUGAUAUGCCUUAUCUUGAUCAACUAUUGCAGCUUUCGCCGGUAACAACAGUCACCAAUUCUGUUUAUGCACGGCCCCACUUGAGAGCAAUAACAGCAUCUAAACGCACUAAACCAGGCCCUCGACAAAUUUGGGAGGAAUCUCCUGUGAGUACAUUUCGUCCGAAGGCUCGCACACUCUUCCAGUAUCGUCAUUACAGUGAACAACAACCUUUGCGAUUGAAUCCUUCUGAGGUAUGCGAUGUGAUGGCUGCAGUUUGCUCAGAGACAUCAUUAAGAAAUGCUAAUCUCAUGACAGUAUCAUCUAGAUUAAGUAAUCCCGGUGGAAAGCCGUCCAUGGACGUGGCUGUGAGCGUCCUUGUCAAACUGGUUAUUGACAUGUAUGUUUUUGACUCUGGCACCGCUGGUCCUCUAACUCUGUCAAUGCUUGAGGAAAUGCUUAGUUCUCCAAAAGCAGCUUGCAGGGCUCGUGCUUUUGAUUUAAUCCUGAACCUUGGUGUUCAUGGUCAUUUAUUAGAGCCAAUUAUAACUGACACUGCUGCAACGAUAGUAGAAGAAUAUUCUCAAGAAUCUUAUUUUGACAAUGAAGGUCCACUUACAAUCCAUGGAAAGGGAGAAGAAGACUCUAUUAAGAAAAUGGACGCUUUCUCAGCUAUUGAUAAUUUUGAGUCUUGGAUUUUAAACAUUUUAUAUGAGAUUCUACUUCUUCUUGUUCAGAGAGAAGAGAAUGAAGAAUCUGUCUGGGCAUCUGCUCUAAGCUGUUUACUUUAUUUCGUCUGUGAUAGAGGGAAGAUCUUGAAAAACCGCCUAAAUGGUCUUGAUAUAAGGGUUGUUAAAGCACUUCUAGAAACUAGCAGGAAGAAUUCAUGGGCAGAAGUAGUUCAUUGCAAACUUAUUUGCAUGUUAACAAACAUGUUUUAUGAUGUUUCUGAUGAACCUUCUGAGGUCAAUCCAAGUACUCCAACUUUUCUCAUAGGCCAGGUUGAUCUGAUUGGAGGAAUUGAGUUCGUUUUUCUUGAGUAUUCCCUCGCAAACUCAAGGGAAGAAAGGCGAAAUCUGUAUUUGGUCCUUUUUGACUAUGUUUUGCAUCAAACAAAUGAAACAUGCAUAGCUGCAGGAGACAAUGAAUAUACCCACGAUGAGAUUCAACCUCUUGCUGUCCUGCUCAUUCUUGCAGAUGCACCUGAAGCAUUCUAUAUAUCUGUUACACUUGGGGUGGAAGGCAUUGGGGAGAUUUUGAGAAGAUCAAUUUCUUCUAUGCUGUCCAAAUAUCCCAACAGUGAACGACUACAUAUGCUCUUGGAGGUUGUUGCAGAUAAACUUGAUACAAUAGUAAGUUCAUUCACUCACGUAGACAAAGAAUUCUCCCAUAAGAUACAAAUAACCAAAUCAUACAAGUUUUUGGGAAGCAUUGAAGAUAUAGUUCCCAGAAAUGGUGUUGGCAUGGGAGCAAAGCUCUCAUGGACCAAUUUACAUUCCCUUCUCCAUUCAGAAAGAAUUGCAUACCGCCGGAAUGGUUACAUAUGGUUAGGUGAUCUGCUUAUUGAAGAAAUAAGUGAAAAAAGGGAUGAUGGUGUCUGGUCUAAUAUUAAAAACUUGCAUCAGAAAAUUGCCCUUGCUGGUCUGCAUGAUUCUUCAACUGCUUCAGAUGUUCCUUUGGCCAUUUGGCUUUUGUGUGGGCUUUUGAAGUCAAAGCACAACUUCAUAAGAUGGGGCUUCCUAUUUGUCCUUGAGAGGCUUCUCAUGCGAUGCAAAUUUUUGUUAGAUGAGAACGAAAUACAAUACCCAAGCAGCACUGAGCAAGGCAAUGUAGGCAAAGAUUGUCGUCUUGAGAAUGCUAAUGCAGUGAUCGACAUAAUGAGCAGUGCUUUGUCCUUGGUGUUUCAGAUAAAUGAAACAGACCGAAUCAAUAUUUUGAAGAUGUGUGAUAUACUAUUCUCUCAGUUGUGCUUGAGAGUUCCUCCUGCAACUGCAAUGCCAUAUGGAGAUGAUGUGCACCAAGACAAUUUAAUGAAAGAGGCUGAUGUCAGAUCCAACAAUCCGCUAGACAAUGAGACAGCCUCAAUGGCAGCACUACUUCUUCGAGGACAUGCCAUUGUUCCUAUGCAGUUAGUGGCACGCGUUCCUGCUGCCUUAUUCUAUUGGCCACUGAUUCAGCUUGCUGGUGCAGCAACAGACAACAUCGCAUUAGGCAUUGCUGUAGGAAGCAAAGGAAGAGGAAAUCUCCCUGGUGCCACAUCAGAUAUUCGGGCUACCCUUCUGUUACUUCUAAUUGGUAAAUGCACUGCAGAUCCUGCUGCAUUCCAAGAAGUUGGUGGAGAAGAAUUUUUCAGGGAACUUUUAGAUGAUACAGAUUCAAGGGUGGCAUAUUACUCCUCAGCAUUUCUUUUAAAGCAAAUGAUGACAGAAAAACCUGAAGAGUACCAGCACAUGCUUCAGAAUCUUGUUGUUAGAGCUCAGCAGAGCAACAAUGAAAAGCUGUUGGAGAAUCCAUAUCUUCAGAUGCGUGGCAUACUUCAGCUAGCAAAUGAUUUUGGAUCUGGGUUGUAAUCUGAUGUGGUGGUUUUGUGGAACUUCAUAUUUCUUGGCGUGGAGACACUGCUGUUGAUGUCACCAUUACUAAUUCUCAUGCUCUUUCAGCGCCUUCCAUUAUUUCUGUAACUGGGAUAUGCUUGAUUUCAUAAGUGUGCAAAAGUAAUUUGGAACCUGAUCCUAGAGAAUUCUUUCUGGAGUCUAUUUAAUGCUUUGAGAAUCAGGCGUUAAUGUCCACAGAUUUUUAUGCAGAGAUUACUGCAAAAUGAUAUUAAGUUUGAUAUUCAGAUGUUGUUUGGGAAUGGAGGCACGGCAUUAAACAUUACAGCAGUUGUCCUGGAAAUGUUUUUGAGCAAUUGGUUCAUUGACAUAUCUACCUAUCAAUCUUCCAAUAUAUGUUACAUCAAGAGCUUGAUGCUUGAUGUAUCUUCAGUUGAUGUACAACGCAAUCACUGGAGACUUUCUGGAAAUUUGUGGAAGAGUACUUGUACAGAAUCAGAUUUCCUCCGAGCCUUAUUAUUUUUGUCAAUGUUGAAGGCGACCUUUAUUUUUUAUUUUUAUUUAAUUGCGCAUCCUGAGGUAAUGUCUCAAGUGUGCUAUAUCUUGGAGGUUGAUCACCUUUCUCCAGAUCCUGUAUUUUCUAGUGGAUAGGACAAUGAUGCAUGAAGGUAGAUUGGCUGACUCACACGAGACUAUCGGGUCCACCGUCGGCAUCACGGAGUGUCUGUUUUUCAGGGGCAUCUCCUAAGCCUGCCUAAUAUAUUCUUUUGAUCUUUUUUUUUUUUUUUUUUAUUCGACUUUGUACAUGUGUUCUGUACUCUUAUUUCUUUUUUAUUUUUUCCUCCUAAUCCCUGGCGAUUGUUGUAAAGUAGCUGCUGAGAAAUUUGCUUCAUGUAUGAUUUUGAAGGUUCAUUGGCUGUAGAAAAAUUUUGAUCCGAUGUAUAUCAGUGUUUGAUUUUUCAUAUAAA
Molecule: messenger RNA, 4733 nt
Organism: Carya illinoinensis
Lineage: Eukaryota; Viridiplantae; Streptophyta; Magnoliopsida; Fagales; Juglandaceae
Exons: 19
Coding region: 217-3783 (1188 amino acids)
Source: RefSeq, a predicted model, not a curated record